GAGGCUAGUGAUGGAAAGGUUGCAUUUUCAUUCCCAUUCCCAAGGAAACCAGUUCAUAGCAGAGUCCAACUCGUAGGAGCACGAGCGUUAGCGAAAUGCGCAGCUGUGAGUUGGAAACGCAGUGAAAAUAAACAAGGCUCGAUUUGACUGAAAACUAAAUUGUUGGAAGUAGUCCGGCCAAAAAAUCAGAGUGGAGGAAAUGGCUGAAGAAGGUGAAGAAAACCACGAUAAGAGUUUCGGAGAAGACGAGAAGGUGCAGUAUAUCGCGGGUUGGAUCAUCUACUCGUUGAGACUCCGAGCUGACAAAUGGGUCAAAUUCAUUGCGAGCAAAGAGAACCAAAAACUCUUGUCGGAGUUUCUCGAAAGAGAGUAUUUUCUGGUGUGGUUUCUCAGCGACACGGGGCUCCUGGCAGCCUCCAGGGAGUUACCUUCAAACUUGAAAAGUAAAGUUGUUUAUGUAAUCAAGAAAAUUAGCGGUCCUGUUCUAAAAGAGAAUUACAGAAGAGUCCUUCUGUUUGGGCACUUGUCUGCAUCUCCACUAAAUCAAAUAACUACAUUGGUCGAAGAGAUUUCCAGCAUCUACAAUGUUUUAACUUGUGAAGAACUGAUUUCAGAAAAUUGGGAGGAAUCUGGCCCAGAUACAUUGGAGUCAAAAACUGGCAGAUAUGAGUGUGCUCUGAAUCCUUGUGGUGCACAAGACUGGUAUUUCAUUGAGUACACAUGA
Molecule: messenger RNA, 724 nt
Organism: Rhincodon typus (whale shark)
Lineage: Eukaryota; Metazoa; Chordata; Chondrichthyes; Orectolobiformes; Rhincodontidae
Product: dynein beta chain, ciliary-like
Exons: 4
Coding region: 200-724 (174 amino acids)
Source: RefSeq, a predicted model, not a curated record